AACCAGAUGUGCUCCGGUACGGCUGUCUCUGUUCCUUUGGAGCCACCUUGUGCAAGUGGCUGGAUAGGCUAUGAAGGGAAAUGCUACUUUUUCUCAGAAGAGGAGAAAAACUGGACGUCUAGCCAGACAUUUUGUACUUCCUGUGGCUCAUCUCUGGCCUCGAUUAAGAGUGAACAAGAAAAGGCAUUCAUUCUGCGUUACAAGGGAAAAGCUGAUCACUGGAUUGGCCUCCAGAAGGACCAAGGCCAAGGUUGGAGAUGGGCAGAUGGGACAGAGUUCAGGAACACGGUGGAGGUGAGAGGACAAGGAGGAGACUGUGCCUUUCUAAGCACUGACACUGCCAUCGUCUCUCGCUGUUACAUAACAAGGAAUUGGAUCUGCAACCACCCUGAUGCUUAUUCAACGAACAGGAGCUCUACAAUAAGGCAAUGAAAAGCCAAAAGACAUUAUGGUACCGUAGUACGAACAUAAGAAGUGCCAUGCUGGAUCAGACCAAGGGUCCAGCACUCUGUUCACACAGUGGCCAACCAGCCAUCGGCCAGGGACCAACAAAACAGGACAUGGUGCAAUAGCACCCUCCCACCCAUGUUCCCCAGCAACUGGUGCACACAGGCUUACUGCCUCUGAUACUGGAGGUAGCACAUAACCAUCAGGGCUAGCUCUAUAUGGUUCGGGUCCAGGU
Messenger RNA from Elgaria multicarinata webbii, 682 nucleotides. RefSeq names its product C-type lectin domain family 2 member D-like. Bases 7 to 432 code for a protein of 141 amino acids. The record is from RefSeq and is a predicted model, not a curated record. The transcript has 3 exons. NCBI's taxonomy places the organism in Eukaryota, Metazoa, Chordata, Lepidosauria, Squamata, Anguidae.